Tetrahymena thermophila SB210 is the source of this 1533-nucleotide messenger RNA. RefSeq names its product zinc finger, C3HC4 type (RING finger) protein. The record is from RefSeq and is a predicted model, not a curated record. Gene Ontology annotation, molecular function: ubiquitin protein ligase activity. The transcript has a single exon. Lineage: Eukaryota; Ciliophora; Oligohymenophorea; Hymenostomatida; Tetrahymenidae. Gene Ontology annotation, biological process: protein ubiquitination.
UCCUUGUAUAUAUGUCUAAAUAAAAGAAACAGUAUAAAAGUAGUCACAAUUAAAUAUUACUAUAAUUUAAAUCUUUAAUUAACCAUAUUAAUUAAAAUUGCAAUUUUAGAAAAAGUCUAGAAGAAAAAGGAAAGGAAAAGUAAAAAGAAUUUUAGAUUUAAAAAAAUUGUUGCAAUCUUUUUUCAUAGAAUAGCAGCAAGUUUAAAGAAUCACUUUGGCAUUAAUUUAUAGAAAUUAGGGGAAUAGUCAACAUAAAAAUCACAUUAUUUUAUUAUAUAAAUGAUACUAGUGUUUCUUGCUAUUUAUAUUAUUCAUGCAUUGCUAUUGAUAUUGCUAAUAUAGUACUUUUUAACUGAUGCGAUUAUGUAUUUAUGCACUAUGCUUUUCUACUCUACAGAGUUUUUGAUUUAAUUAAUUUUACAGCUUUAGUAAUGGAUUGCCGGGGAUCAUAUUAUCCUCUAGCAUUUACUCAUAUUUCCUAAAGAUUAUUUAAAUUGGUAUCUAUCACCAGUCGAUUUCAUUAAGAGCAAUUUUAUAGGAAAGUAUAUCAUAAAAUUAGAGCAUACGUACAUCAUGGUUACUCUUAUUUUAGUCAUAUGCUUCCUUAUCGAUAAUAUUAGAUCCUAUAGAAAGUUAUGCGAAUUAGCAAAACAUUUGGAGGAUUUUGAAUAAAGUUGUCCUAUUUGUCUCGAAGAUCUAAUUACCCCAAAUGAAGAGGCUGAAAGAAUUAAGUGUGGUCACUUCUUUCACAACUCAUGUCUAAGUAAAUGGUUUAUGAGACAAGAAGAAUUUACUGUGAACCAAAAUUACACCUACACUUGCCCUUGCUGUAGACAUCCGCUUUCAUGAGAGACGUCUAUUACUAAUUAAUAAUUUUUUGCAAAUAAUAUAUACUAAUAAAUUUACUAUCAAUCUAAAUAACUAACUAACCAACCAACUAAGUACGUAAAUAUAUAGCUAAUAUAUAAUUAGAGGACUAUGAUAUAUAAAUAUGCUUUUAAAAUAGCUUUAGUUGCUUAUUUUCAAUCUCUCCAUUAUAAACUAUAAUCAACUUCUUUGUAAAUCAAAUGAAGAAACAAGCAAACAAACAAAAAAUAAUUGUACUCAAUUUAAUUUAAAAAAAGAAUGAAUAAAUAAAUAAAACAGCUUAAAAAUGUCUAUUGAUAAUAUUUAUCUUAUCAAUUAUUAAUUAAUAAAGAACAAAUAAUUUAAAGAUUUCCUUCUUAAAUUAGUAUGAAAAAAUGUUUAAAACAAAUCAAAAAAAAACAAUCAAACAUAAAAAAUAAAAAUAUUUUGUAUAAUUAAUUUAUAAGUUAUGCUCAUUUUUUAAUUUUUAUUUGUUUUUUUAACAAAUAAUUAAAAAAUUAAAAUUACUUUUAUAAAAUUUUAAUAGUAUCUUGGUUAAAUCUCUUAAAUGUUAAUGUUCAUUUAUUUCUGUAAAAUAAUUUACUCAAUAAAAAUCACUCUACUUAUGUUAAUAUCAAAAAUAUAGCAAGCAAAAUCUGUUUUUUGUAACUAAAAUGUUUGGUUUUA